This is a messenger RNA of Oncorhynchus masou masou (cherry salmon), 6109 nucleotides long. Its product is annotated as cyclin-dependent kinase 17-like. Lineage: Eukaryota; Metazoa; Chordata; Actinopteri; Salmoniformes; Salmonidae. Gene Ontology annotation, biological process: protein phosphorylation. Gene Ontology annotation, molecular function: ATP binding; cyclin-dependent protein serine/threonine kinase activity. The transcript has 16 exons. Gene Ontology annotation, cellular component: nucleus; cytoplasm. Bases 495 to 2084 code for a protein of 529 amino acids. The record is from RefSeq and is a predicted model, not a curated record.
UAGUAAGCAGCAGAAAUGCUGUGUUCAACUACUUGUGGGAACUUGGAAACUCGGAACUUUCCGACUUGCUAACUGAUUAUAGUUAUACACGUGCCGUGUUGAACGACUCAUCAAGUCGGACAUUUCUUAGGUCAUAGUUCCGACUAGUAUUUUAACGCGGCCUAAGUAGGCAGGCACCCCUCACGAGCGAUCUAUUGUGAUCAUCGGUUCGCACAGCUGGUCUGUUCUCCUACCGAAAAGGGAACGGAACACUCGCUACGUCUUCGUUUCACCAGGUUCUAACUUCGAAUCCUCAAUUGUCAUGUUGGAAGCGACACCUUCGCAGAUUUAGGCGACAUUAUCGGAGAUAAUAAACUAGCACACGCAGACAACAAAGCAUUCCUCUUUUUACGGCGUGUGGGAAGACUGCAUCCGGACUGAAAAGAAACUCCGGGGACGGGGACACUGGUCGGAACAACGCACGUCGUUUCUGACCUCCCCUGCCAGAGAGCACCAUGGAGAAGAUGAAGCGGUUUAGGAGGAGGCUGUCCCAGACUCUGAGAGGGAGUCAGACCAUCGACGAGUCUCUGUCUGAACUGGCUGAACAGAAUACGAUAGAGGAGAACGGCAACAAGGACAGCGGGACCGUGGUGCAUAACGGUCACGGACUUCCCCCCUCGGCCCACAGUGUUCACUCCUUCCUGCACCAGUACACUAGUUCCUUCAAGAAGCCCUCUCUGCGGAGACCCCAGAGCGUCAUAGGUGGAGGAGGGCUAGGGUCUUUCAUGGCCGUGCAACGCAACGGCAGCCGCCUUGACAUCGUCCAUGAGAAUAUGAAGAUGGGUUCUGAUGGAGAGAGUGACCAGGCAUCAGGGACCAGCUCAGAUGAGGUUCAGUCUCCCACAGGGGUGUGUCUGAGGAACAGGGGUAACCGACGCAUCUCUGCAGAGGACCUGAACAAGCGUCUGUCCUUACCUGCUGACAUCCGUAUUCCAGAUGGUUACUUGGAGAAACUACAGCUCACCAGCCCCUCCUUCGACCUGCCCCUCAGCCGACGCUCCCGAAGAGCAUCAUUGUCUGAAAUUGGAUUCGGGAAGCUUGAGACAUACAUCAAACUGGACAAGUUAGGAGAGGGAACGUAUGCUACAGUGUUUAAAGGAAGGAGUAAAUUGACAGACAACCUGGUGGCUCUGAAGGAGAUCAGACUGGAGCACGAGGAGGGAGCACCUUGCACUGCGAUCAGAGAGGUGUCCUUACUGAAGGACCUGAAACACGCCAACAUAGUGACCCUGCACGACAUCAUCCACACAGACAAGUCCCUGACGCUAGUCUUCGAGUACCUGGACAAGGACCUGAAGCAGUACAUGGACGACUGUGGGAACAUCCUGAGCAUGCAGAACGUCAAGAUCUUCUUGUUUCAGAUCCUGCGAGGUUUGUCCUACUGUCACAGACGGAAGGUUCUACACAGAGAUCUGAAGCCUCAGAACCUGCUCAUCAACGAACGAGGAGAACUCAAACUGGCCGACUUCGGUCUGGCCCGGGCCAAGUCAGUCCCCACUAAGACGUACUCCAACGAGGUGGUGACGCUCUGGUACCGACCUCCUGACGUUCUACUGGGAUCCUCUGAGUACUCCACACAGAUAGACAUGUGGGGUGUGGGCUGUAUAUUUUAUGAGAUGGCUGCCGGGAGGCCUCUGUUCCCUGGCUCUACUGUGGAGGACGAACUGCACCUCAUCUUCAGACUGCUGGGAACACCCUCAGAGGACAGCUGGCCUGGCAUCUCCUCCAUGGAGGAGUUCAAGUCCUACAAGUUCCCCAAGUACAAGACACAGCCCCUCAUCAACCAUGCUCCCAGGUUGGAUACCGAUGGCAUUGAACUGCUGCUGUCAUUUCUCAAAUACGAGUCCAAGCAGAGGAUGUCUGCAGAUGAGGCGAUGAGACAGCCCUACUUCAGGAGCCUGGGGACACACGCACACACACUGCCAGAGAGCAUAUCCAUAUUCACCCUGAAGGAGGUUCAGCUGCAGAGAGAUCCAGGCUAUAGGAACUCUAACUAUCCUGAGUCAGGCAACGGCAAGAACAGAAGGCAGAGCAUGCUGUUCUAAAGACUCCGAACGGUGGUGUGUUCAACAGAUGAGGAUGUCCUACCUACCCGAAGAGUUAUACAGACAGAGAUGGUUCAGUCCCAGAGAUGGUUGUCUACAAGGGGCCACAGGGGGGGGGGGGGGGGGUAGGAGGACCAGCCCUCUGUGCGCCACCCCCUUUCUUCCAGGGGCCCCUAUCUACAGUACUGUUGGACCCCUGGGGGCCCAGGCCAAUGUGAAACUGGCUAAAAAUAGAGAUGUUUAUACAUUUUAUAUUUAUUGGGGAUAAGAGAGAAUUUGCUGCUACAAAUCCAACUACUGUCUAGAAGAUUCUAACUGGCUCAGUCACUUUAAAAGAAAACAUGCAAUGUGUAUAGAUGUUUUAUUAUUUGGAAGUGGUGGCAUUGUUUUUGGUUUUGUCCAUUGAUUUCCAUUAUUUCCACCUCAGCACUCCAACUGUGACAGACAGACAAACCGAGAUCUUUGCUGUAGCAGAGUCUGACAUUUUGGGAUUUUCUCUGUUCCGUUGCCGUACGUGGUGCUGUAUUCAAACACCAACCUCCCAUAUUUCUGGACCAUUCAAUACAUAUCACAAGAUACUGUUGAGGCCAGUACAGCCCUAGUGGAUGGUGAUGAUCGUAGCGAUUGUUCUAUCUCUAUGGUGACCAUAUCCACCUGCUUCCAACCUGAAAGACUGUACCUCCAUUUUGAUAGAAGGUAUGGGAGCAGUGAUCGGCUUGGUGAAAAAUGGUUCACAUAGUUGUUAGUAGGUACAGUUGAAGUCAGAAAUUUACAUACACCUUAGCCAAAUACAUUUAAACUCAGUUUUUCACAAUUCAUGACAUUUAAUCUUAGUUACAAUGUCCUGUUUUAGGUCAGUUAGGAUCACCACUUUUAUUUUAAGAAUGUGAAAUGUCAGAAUAAUAGAAGAGACAAUGAUUUAUUUCAGCUUUUAUUUCUUUCAUCACAUUGUCAGUGGGUCAGAAGUUUACAUACACUCAUUUAGUAUUUGGUAGCAUUGCCUUUAAAUUGUUUAACGUGGGUAAAAUGUUUUGGGUUGCCUUCCACAAGCUUCCCACAAUAAAUUGGGUGAAUUUUGGCCCAUUCCUCUUGACAGAGCUGUUGUAACUGAGUCAGGUUUGUAGGCUUCCUUGCUCGCACACGCUUUUUCAGUUCUGCCCACAAAUUUUCUAUAGGAUUGAGGUCAGGGCUUUGUGAUGGCCACUCCAAUACCUUGACUUUGUUGUCCUUAAGCCAUUUUGCCACAACUUUGGAAGUAUGCUUGGGGUCAUUGUCCAUUUGGAAGACCAUUUGCGACCAAGCUUCAACUUCCUAACUGAUGUCUUGAGAUGUUGCUUCAAUAUAUCCACAUAAUUGUCCCUCCUCAUGAUGCCAUCUAUUUUGUGAAGUGCACCAGUCCGUCCUGCAGCAAAGCACCCCCACAACAUGAUGCUGCCACCCCCGUGCUUCAUGGUUGGGAUGGUGUUCUUUGGCUUGCAAGCAUCUCCCUUUUUCCUCCAAACAUAACGAUGGUCAUUAUGGCCAAACAGUUGUAUUUUUGUUUCAUCAGACCAGAGGACAUUUCUCCAAAAAGUACAAUCUUUGUCCACAUGUGCAGUUGCUAACCGUAGUCUGGCUUUUUUAUGGUGGUUUUGGAGCAGUGGCUUCUUCCUUGCUGAGAGGCCUUUCAGGUUAUGUCGAUAUAGGACUCGUUUUACUGUGGAUAUAGAUACUUGAUAAUAUAGAUAAUUGUACCUGUUUCCUCCAGCAUCUUCACAAGGUCCUUUGCUGUUGUUCUGGGAUUCAUUUGCACUUUUUGCACCAAAGUACGUUCAUCUCUAGGAGACAGUCUACUUCCUGAGCAGUAUGAUGGCUGUGUGGUCCCAUGGUGUUUAUACUUCCAUACUGUUGUUUGUACAGAUGAAUGUGGUACCUUCAGGCGUUUUGGAAAUUGCUCCCAAGGAUGAACCAGACUUGUGGAGGUCCACAAUAUUUUUUGAGGUCUGAUUUUGGCCUAUUUCUUCUGAUUGUCCCAUGAUGUUAAGCAAAGAGGCACUGAGUUUGAAGGUAGGUCUUAAAAUACAUCCACAGGUACACUUCCAAUUUACUCAAAUGAUGUCAAUUAACCUAUCAGAAGCUUCUAAAGGCAUGACAUCAUUUUCUGUAAUUUUCCAAGCUGUUUAAAGGCACAGUCAACUUAGUGUAUGUAAACUUCUGACCCACUGGAAUUGUAAUACAGUGAAAUAACCUGUCUGUAAACAAUUGUUGGGAAAAGUAUUUGUGUCAUGCACAGAGUAGAUGUCCUAAGCGACUUGCCAAAACUAUAGUUCGUUAACAAGAAAUGUGUGGAGUGGUUGAAAAACGAGUUUUAAUGACUCCAACCUUAGUGAAUGUAAACUUCCCACUUCAACUGGAUAUGUAAUGUAGUAGUGGAGCUUCUACCCUAAUGCUCCCAAUCAAGAAACCCGUACUGGUUAGAUCCAGAGGGAAGCCGCUAAGGAGAACGUUGAGACUGGAUGGUUCCUUUGUGACGUCAUGUCAUUCCAGAAUGAUGUGGCCUCUUGUCAUCAUGACCAAUGAAUGAACAAAAGCAGUAUGUCAGAGUCUUGGCUAUGUGGAGUUUAUGAUUUAGGCAUUACAGGAAGAUGUCAAAUAUCUGACUUUUAUUUUUAUUCUUCAGAACGCCCAGAGGCAUUGGCCAUGUUCCAGGUCACCUACAUUGCGGUUGAGUUGCUCAUGUUGUUCGAUUAUUAAGUUGUAUUGAGGAGGGUUCUUGCAAUAUGAAAUGCUACGUACUCAUUUGCAGAGAACAUAUCCAAUUGGUCAUAGAUGAGAAAGUAGUGUAUAUAUUUUUAAAUUGCAGUAUAUCUAUAAUUUAACAAUCUGAUUCUGUGCAACAGGACUGCACUGUAGGCGACCUGGAACAUGGCCACUACCCCCACCAUGAUGACAGUUUCCUCUUCUCCACUCCUCUCUAUUGCACCAGGCUUCCUCUGUCUGUGGUGAAGAGUAUGUGAGCGGAGGUGAAAUCUCACUGUCAAACCAGGCCAGAUAGACUGAAGGGGUGUCAAACCAGGCCAGAUAGACUGAAGGGGUGUCAAACCAGGCCAGAUAGACUGAAGGGGUGUGAAACCAGGCCAGAUAGACUGACGGGGUGUGAAACCAGGCCAGAUAGACUGAAGGAGCGUGAAACCAGGCCAGAUCGACUGAAGGGGUGUGAAACCAGGCCAGAUAGACUGAAGGGGUGUGAAACCAGGCCAGAUAGACUGAAGGAGCGUGAAACCAGGCCAGAUAGACUGACGGGGUGUGAAACCAGGCCAGAUAGACUGAAGUAGCGUGAAACCAGGCCAGAUAGACUGAAGGGGCGUGAAACCAGGCCAGAUAGACUGAAGGGGUGUGAAACCAGGCCAGAUAGACUGAAGGGGUGUGAAACCAGGCCAGAUAGACUGAAGGAGCGUGAAACCAGGCCAGAUAGAGUCCCUUCUAGGUAGUGUAACUUAUUUUUAAAAAAUAAACAUUUUAUUUCACCUAACUUUAACAUUUUGUAAUGAAGAGCACAUGUUCAACUUAGGAUUUUAAAAAAGUAUUAUUAUUUUCUGUAACGGGGAGGGUUGACCUUUUAAAAUGAAUCACCAGUCUCAUUAAAUCAAUUAUAGUCUUGAUUUGUCAAAGCAACAAAACAAUAACUAGUACCUGAACCUAGACCAGCACUCCUACUCUGAGCUGCCUCAUGAUGUUGUAGCAGUGCUGAUCUUGGAUCAGUUUGACCUUUUCAGAUAAUGGCCAAUGAGAUUACGUGGAAUGGGUGGACGUGGUCCUAGAUCAGCACUCCUGCUCUGAGAUGCUUCGUGAAUACGGGGCCCAGCUCUCCUAGUGAACACAGUAGGCAGUCGGUCUAUUUAAGUGUUACAUACCAGAUGUUUGGUAUGAUAUUAUUACUUUGACGUUAUUUGUGGGUCAUUAUUAGUGUGGCAUGUGAUAAGGGAUGCCCUCCUUAUAUUUGAGAUUUUUUUUUUCAGAGAAAGAAAAUUAAACUGAAGAUAAUA